CUCUAAUGAAGAAAAUCAGAAAGAAAUUUCGCUGCUGGAUUUUUCGCGAGUAAAAACGGCAAAAAAGCGAACGCACACGUUAAAAAAGUGGACAAAAAUAUGAAACACGUGUGUAGCAAGUAAAGCCACAUCAAAAGCGCGCAACAGAAGGAGGCCUAACACUGAAAUAAAUAAGCCGUGCGCCGCCUCAGCAAUCAAACAUGGCCCCCACCCCCUUGCCUCUGCCGCUCGAACAAAUGCCCGGCGUCGGUGGCGGCGGAGGCGCCUACUUGCCCGCUGGACAGGAGGGAGGCCCGCGGAUCAACACCAUGUCCAUGUCGGUUCUCAUCGAUUUCAUCAUUCAGAGGACUUACCACGAGCUCACUGUCUUGGCUGAACUUUUACCCCGAAAAUCGGAUAUGGAGCGAAAAGUGGAGAUCUACGACUAUGCGGCCCGGACACGGCACCUUUUCACCCGCCUGAAUGCGUUGGUAAAAUGGGGAAACUCAGUUUCCAAAGUGGACAAAUCUUCGCAGAUUAUGAGCUUUCUGGAUAAGCAGAAUAUGCUCUUCGUGGAGACUGCUGACAUGUUGGCCCGCAUGUCCCGCGAAACGCUAGUUCGAGCUCGUCUUCCCAAUUUUCACAUACCUGCUGCCGUGGAAGUUUUGACCACAGGCACCUAUAACCGGUUGCCCACUUGUAUUCGCGAGAGAAUUGUACCGGCCGACGCCAUUACCCCAGAGGAGAAGCGUCAAACGCUUCUGCGACUGAACCAGGUCAUCCAGCACCGCCUGGUUACCGGCAAACUGUUACCCCAGAUGAGGGAGUUUCGUAUUCAGAAUGGACGCGUCACUUUCGAAGUGAAACACGAGUUCAGUGUGGCCCUUACGGUAAUGGGGGAUAGCCCAACCGUGCCCUGGCGUCUGCUGGACAUUGAUGUGCUCGUUGAGGACAAGGAAACGGGAGAUGGCAAGCCCCUGGUUCAUCCGCUGCAAGUAAACUAUAUUCACCAGCUAAUCCAGGCCCGGCUCGUGGAGAAUCCGAAUGCCCUGAGUGAGGUGUACAAUUGCCUGCACUACUUCUGUCAGUCCCUGCAGCUGGAGGUUCUUUACACUCAAACUCUUCGUCUGAACUUCGAAAGAUUGGACGAGAACAACAUUACGGUGGAGGAAUAUGUGCCCGGCGUCAAGCUGACGGUCUCGUAUUGGAGAGACUUGAAGUCAGAGCUAGGUUACCGCCUCACUGUUCAGUCGGAUCCGAACGAGAUUGGUCGCCCGCUGGCGGUGGUCCAUGUGCCAUCGCUGGGUGCCAAAGAAUCGGCUGAGGUGGCUGAUCGAGCGGUGAGAUCCGAGCAUCUCUCCAUGGAGCGCCUGAUUGUGCACACUGUUUACAUUCGAUCCGUGGGGAGGCUGAGCGAUCUCAAGCUCGAGUUCCAGGCAUUCCUCAAGGACGUUGACUUUAACCUCCAAGGCACGCCGGCUAUUCUGACUGUUCCCGUACUUUCUCCGUGCCUGCGAGCCGAACAAGUUCACAUUACCAUUGACACUCACACGGGAAUGUUCCGCUGCCACGUGCCCAAGCACUUGGACUGCCCAAUAACGGACGAGAUGCAAGACUGCUUGAAUGGGGAUCGGGGCAAGCUGCCUGCAUUGCUCUCAGAGUUGCGCUACUGGAUCACUCAUCGAAGGUGCGAAAAGACCCUGCAGCAUCUUCCAGCGACGGCAACCGAGACCUUGCCCUUCCUGGUACAACCGGACCAAGAGCUUCUCCAGCCUGGCAGGCACAAAAUCUACGUCAAGCUGCACAGACAUCCCAAUAUUGUUUUGGUGGUCCAACUCAAGGAAAAGACAACCAUGCCCAACGAAAUGGAGUACACCUUCCACUUGGGCUUCGUGGCCUUCCAGAAGGAUGAGCUGGACGUUAUAGAUGAAUCCGCUAAGCAACUCGUUUCGGUGGUCUCCCAGUCUCCCUCAGACAUUCCCAAGUUCUACACCAAGCUGAUGCGCCUCAUCGAGUUCGACACUUUUGUGGCCACGCAUGGGCCAGGCACUGAAGUUGAUGCGGAUGUUUCCCCGCACAAACGCAAGUCUAAUGGAGACCUCCUGGCGCCACCAGCUAAGCAGCAAAAGACCAUCUUUCCCGCCUACUUCAUUCCGGAACUAGCACACGUUGUGGCCAUGUGUGAUGAGAAGAUUCCGUUCAUGAAUUUGGCUCAAACCUUGUCGAAGCACAAUAUCCCCCACAGCGGCCUACAGGUUGAAGCCAACGCUACUUCACUCGUGCUGAAGAUCCUCGCCCUCCCACAGCCUGGCAAGACGACGUUUUCAAGCCAGCAGCAGCAACAACAGCAGCAGGGUGGAGCAGCUGCGACCGCUGGAGAUUCCAAGCCGAGUGGCGCCUCGGCUCUGCCAAAGAUUGAACCACAUGUGUGGGACGAUCUGAUGCGAAGAGUGCUCUCCAUUUCGAUAAGGUCGCAGACGAACAAGAACAGCCAGGUGCGCAUCUGGGUGGUGGAGUUCGUGUUCUAUAGCACCCCGCUGCAAAGCAGUCACCAGAAGGAGCAAGGCAGCCGGAGAACCGUUUACCUAAACUACGAGCAGGCUAACCACGACUUUUCCAAAACAGUCGAAGACCUGCUCAACGACUGGUCUAAGAUAGUUUACCUCUACACAUUGGUCCACGACUUUGCCGAACAGUUGAAAAAUAAACGGCUCUCCUUGUGCGAUAUGCUCGUCGUUAAAUCGUACAGCUAUAUGAACCUAUUGCUCGGAUACGGACCGAAGAAGGAAGUCAGUUGCAACAUCUACUGGUCGGUUCAGUCACACGGCUUCCGACUCACUUUUGUGGGCGGCAUGUCCGCGGUGAAUGCACACUCCAUGAUGCGGGACCAACUGGCUCAGCAUCUCAAUCAGCAGCACAGUCUCACCCAGAUCGCACAAAUCCUGCACGAGACUUACAACCCACUGAGCUCCGUUGCCAAGCUGCCGGUGCUGCCUUUCCUGGGAAUACCGCGGCCCCAAGUACCAGUGCUGUCUUUCUGCAUGCUGGCCCAAUCGCCUUGUUUAAUGAGGCUGACCUACCAGGCGGUUUACUGCUUAGAACUGCGCUUCCGUGCCAACCGGCUCGUGUCCAUCCGAGAUGGAGCGAGCAGCCGCUUCGAGCGCAAUGUGGUGGAGGAAAUCACGCCCAUUCAGGGGCUCAAGGCAUUCCUAUCGAAAUAUGUUGAUGAGUCGGCAGCGUAUAGAAGCCGCGCUGCCCACGAGGACGACAACCCGCUGUCACCCAUGGGCUUGGAGGACAACUUCGGAGGUCCGAGCAGUGUAGCGGGUGUAAGUGCCGGUGGAUCUUCCCCAUUCCUGGGCACUGGAAUGCGCGGACCUCAGUCACCGCGAGACAGUGGACUCCGAUUCCCAGCUCCUCAUACUCCGCCCUCUAGUUCUAAUCCGCACACACCGGCCAGUCCACAUCCAAGUGCUGGAGGAGGAGGCGGUGGCACUGGAGGCCAGGGACAUGGAAACUUUAACCUCACGUCUCCCCCGGCGCCGCACAUGCCGCAUCCUUCACCAAGUGGACUGAUGCCUUCGUCUCCGCUGAAUCCCCAGCCCAGCCCACACAUGGUCCACAGUCCGGGUCCAAAUACCCUUUAUAUGCAGAGUCAUCAGGACUCGCCCUUCACAGCUAUGUCGCCGGCGAACAACAACUGGCCAGGAUCACCCAGCAUGCCGCGACCCUCGCCCAGGCCAGGUCAGAGUCCAGAGCACAAGAGCACUGGCGGCGGAGCUGGAGGAACUGGCGGAGCCGAUAGAGCAGGAUCUCGUGGCACCCUAAACCGACCAUGGGCCGGAGCUGUUCCCACUCUGCUGACUCACGAAGCCCUGGAGACACUCUGUCGACCAAGUCCGCAUCCCAACAAGGAUAUCAAUGUGCCGGAUAUGAGUCCACUAGAGCGCUUCUUAGGAUGUGUUUACAUGAGACGACAACUGCAUCGGAACAUCCAGAACGAGGAAGCCCUGACAGCGCUUAAUUCCACGGAACCCGGGGUGGUAUUGUUCAAAGUGGACGGACUACAGUGCCAGGUGGUGCUGAAUCAAAUUCACAUGCAGACUCUCCACCUGAAGAUAUCUCACUUGCCACCGAUGCCCGACAAGCUACCUCCACCCUUUCAACUCAGCCCGGACGAUCUGUUGGUUAUUGAACAGUACUUUGACACCCGCGUAGCUGCUCCACCCUAUCGCCCGAACUCGCUGCACAGCAUCUGUCGACUUCUCAAUCUGCCAGCCCAGGUCCUGAAGGACUUUGUGCAGAUCAUGCGCUUGGAGCUGAAGCCGGAACUGGGUGGCGACCAGCUGAAGUGGACCGUGCAAAUGUGUAUGCGCAUGCCGCCGUCUGCCGUUCCUAUUGUGCCCAUUGGAAAUACUUGCGUGGUGCUUGGACGCAUGAAGAUCCUCUUCUUCCUGCAGAUUACAAGAAUCCAAUACGGCGGAGUGGUUGGAGGACCCAAGGACUGGAAAGAUAGCCCCUCGCUGGUGCUACCAAUCGUUUACGACAUCCAGACGAACAUCACCCAGAUGGCUGAACGAAAUGGACAGGUUACGUCGCCCACCAUGACCGCCGCUAGCACGCUGCUCCGACGCUUUGCCGAAUUCAACGCACAGCAAAAUCAAUGCUCGCUCUUCCCAGCCAUCACGGAUCUGCUGACCAAUCUGCAGCUGGCCACUGAGAUGCCCCAGCCUCCACCUAACCAAUCCAUAGGGCCUCCUGUCGGCGUGGGAGUAGGUGUGGGCGUAGGCGUGGGAGUCGGUGUUGGGGUGGUGGGAUCGAGUCCGAACCCAAUGAUGCCCAUGCAGCAGCUCCAGCCACAGCAGGUUGGCCCUCAGGGCCCUGUAGGUCCAGGUGGCUACCCGCAAAUGGGACCCAAUCCUGGCGGUCCGCAGUGAUGAAGGCGCAAGCGCCGCGCCUCCUCGCAGCAGCCGUAAGAGCUGAGCACAAGUGAGCGGGCAACCGGAACGGCGAACGAUUAUUUAUUUCAGCAAAGUGGCCAAGGAAUCUUGGGGAAAUUGAAUCUGGAGUGGGAUGAUUAGGAACAAAAGUUUGGAAUCCUACUUUGCAUGCCCAUCUAUAUCUACAAGAUCACCAGAGGAAUGUUCUAAUGGAUUUGUAGAGCAUUACACUAAAGUUUUUUAAUUUGUUAAAAAAGAAAUUUUUCAUCCCGCUCCAGUAAAUUUUAAAUCAUAC
This is a messenger RNA of Drosophila bipectinata, 5214 nucleotides long. RefSeq names its product mediator complex subunit 14 (gene MED14). Gene Ontology annotation, cellular component: mediator complex; core mediator complex. Gene Ontology annotation, molecular function: transcription coregulator activity. Lineage: Eukaryota; Metazoa; Arthropoda; Insecta; Diptera; Drosophilidae. The record is from RefSeq and is a predicted model, not a curated record. Gene Ontology annotation, biological process: regulation of transcription by RNA polymerase II.